Rosa chinensis is the source of this 921-nucleotide messenger RNA. Its product is annotated as non-specific lipid-transfer protein-like. The coding region runs from base 317 to 832 and encodes 171 amino acids. NCBI's taxonomy places the organism in Eukaryota, Viridiplantae, Streptophyta, Magnoliopsida, Rosales, Rosaceae. The record is from RefSeq and is a predicted model, not a curated record. The transcript is spliced from 2 exons.
AAACUCACAACUUUACAAGCCAAAUAUACCAGAUCUCAAGCAUAGUUUUCUUUAGGGUUGGCAUUGCUACAAGUGGUUUUCAUAUUCACUUGUUCCUUGUUUUUUUUUUCCCCUGAAACCUUGUGUUGAUCCAUUGAGGCAUGAGUAGUCUGUGACAGCAUCAGAUUGCCAUGAUCGGGAGUUAGGUUAACCAGACACAUUCAACAUGAAUGUACGUACUACAUUACUAUAGUGUAUAUAGGUCUAAACUUCAGCCAAAAACAACACCAACAGCUGUAUCUUAGUUGUACGAAAACCAUUAGAAUUGAGACCAGACAUGCUUGCUCUAUCCAAGAUGAUCACCAUUGUGAUACUCCUCCUCGGGGUUUCUUGGCCUGCCAUUGGUGCACCUUUUAGUCCACCUUUUAGGCCACACUAUCCCGAGACUUGUAAAACUACCUUGAAUCUGUUGGAUCCUUGCUUUCCGCUAUAUGAUCCUUCGGAGCCUACACCGGCUUGCUGUAAAGCUGCGGCGUCUCUCAGCACUCAAGUAAUUGCGAAGAAGCUAUAUGAGUGUCUAGAGGAUUUACAAAAGGCAGGGCCUCUGAACUUAUCUGCACUUCGUCUUCUGUUCCCCGCCUGUGACGUUUCUGUAAAGCUUCCACCGGCACGUGUCUCGGAUGAUAUGGACUGUUCCCAGUAUGAACCUGAAGAUUCAAGGGUUGCCACCUAUUGGUUAUUUUGCUAUGAUCCAAGCAUGGGCUUUUACUGGCAGUAUAGAAUUCGGUUUUCUACUAGUGUUAAGAACAGAUAUGGCAGUGAAAACAAUAGUGCCCUUGUAUCUUUUGAAUAAAACUGCUUGUUUUAAUUAGAGAUGUUUAAUUAAGGUCUAAUUUGCUUGUACGUGGAGGAUUGAAUUCCCAAUAAAAUUACAUGUUAUAA